Molecule: messenger RNA, 379 nt
Organism: Paramecium sonneborni
Lineage: Eukaryota; Ciliophora; Oligohymenophorea; Peniculida; Parameciidae
Source: the annotation of a GenBank genome assembly
CAACCAUUAAAUGGAUUAUAAUUACCAUCAUCACAAUCUUCUUAAUCCACAACAAAUUAGUCUCCACAUAUUGGAAGGCAAGGCAAAUUAAUACCUCAUAAUAUCCUGGUUGGCAUUAACAUUAAUUUUUUUGAAUGGCUCUGUGAUAAUCCUCAACACAAGUAAUACAAUUAUAUUUAGAAUUUCCAAAACAAUUUUCACAAUACUUAUUACAUUAAACACAAGUGCUUGUUUAAUAAAAUUUAAAUGGUUUACACAAACACAUUCCAUUAUAUAAAUAAAAUUCAGUGUUUAUACAUUAAGUGCAUGUUUCAGCACUCGUACAAGUAGAACAUCCAGGUUAAUUACAAUCUUUACAACUAUAAGUUUCAGUUGUUGA